AUGACAAAAGACGACAAAGUCAACAAUGACAAAAUCCGUAACCCUGACACUAAUGCGAAAUCUUUCGCCAUGAUUUCCCACGUCUCGUCUCUCACCUUCAUUUCCCGCGCCCACAGCCAUUCAUCGCAACCAAACACCAUGAUCAGAGAGAGAAGCACAAUGGAGGGUCAAGAAAGAGACCAAGACAAAGAAGCAUCAGUUUCCUUUCGAUCAGUACUUCCUCAUGAGCCUCUUCCCGCCGAUUCCUCGGGGUAUAUUCAUGUCCAAGGAGCGCUGGAACCCAAACUGAAAAAGGAUAAAGGAGAUGAGGGAAAACCAAGUGCCAAUCAAGACCAAGCAGACUAUUAUUGGACCAAGCAAGGACUGGAAGAAGCGCUGCAUGAGGCAUUGACCAAGAUCUGUCAAGGAUCCGCUCUCCAGAGCGUCUCUGUAUUGGAAGAUAAUUCCUCCCCGCCCUACACCAAAGUGCGCCUUUCUUAUUCCUCUCCCCUGGCGGCCCUAAAAGUCGUCCAAUACUUUCGAGCCGAAAAGGUAUCUGCUCACGAUUUAUUAUUGGUGUCUCCAAAUAAUGAUAAUGAGGAGGCCACGAUGACAAGUCACUGGCAAUUUGCCGCUCGGCCCCUGCAGGCCACCUUAUUGACCACCCAACCCUUCUUGUCGACGCAAAUGGCAUGGAAUCGAUCCAAUCCGCCCAAAUUUCGGAGACUCAUUGCAAGACCAGGAGAACCCGUCGAACUUUUGCAGCAAGAACGACAAAUCACCCGCUACGUCUUCCUGUCGGGGUUGGUAGAUACUACCAACAAAAAUAAUAACAAUCCACCAUGGUGGGACAAUUCAAGACAAGUCUGUGAGGCCAUUCGAUCGCAGCUCCAUGUCUACGAUACUUCGGGAAAGGGGAUUGAACUCUACAUUUCCAACAAAAAGAAAACUAGCAAUCGAACAACUCAUUUCUGUCAUGUGGGAAUGAGAUCACCGGAGGAUGCCAGAGCUCUCAUGGCAGGUCUGCAGGGAAAAAUACUGACAUGGAAACAACCGUGCGACUGGAAUGAUACUUCUACAUGUACUACAGAACAACAGCAACAACAACAGCAACAACAACCAACCAUUCAAAGUGACAAACUAUUCUUGGACUAUGCUGCCGUCACAAAACGAUCCGAAGCCAAGGCCACUGCAAAGGCCACGGGGGAAGAUCUCGUCAAGGGAGAAAAAUCGCGGAGCGAAUGCACAUCCGUCACAAAGCAUGUCGUAGUACCCGGGUUGGUAUUGAUCACAGACUUUAUCACGCCACAAGAGGAACAAGUCUUGCUCGCUGCAUUGACAGGACCCACGGCUCCGUGGGCACCGUCGCAAACAAACUUUAGCAAUAGUGGAGCCGUCAAGCGGCGUGUGCAACAUUACGGGUACGUCUUUGACUACGAGACGGCAAAUGUCAACCGGGAUCGAUCUCAGCCAGGAUCCGAUUGUCCGCCCAUGCCGGGGAUGCCCCCCAGUGAUAUGUCGUCGCUGGAAGCUUACACUGAAACGUGCACGGCCGAAGGUCGGGGGUGGGAACUCAUGGCGGGUAUUGCCGAGAGAACACGACGAACGACGUUUGAAAUCCAAGCCAAGGAUGACGACGAGGAGGAACAGCAAGGACAAUCCACCAUCACGAAACAAUUCCCAAAACUGAACCAAAUCACAGUCAACGUCUACGAACCAGGAGAGGGCAUUGGAUCACACGUCGACACGCCAUCGGCCUUUGAUGAUGGGUUGAUUAGUGUUUCCCUCAAUGGUGGAGUGGUCAUGGAGUUUCGUCGCCAACAGCAGCAGCAAGAUGACGAAAAGAUUAAAAAGCUGGUCUACCUGCCACCGCGAUCACUUCUUCUCAUGUCGGGCCCAGCACGAUUUGAGUGGGAGCACAUGAUUGUCACGCGCAUGACUGAUACGCACGAGGGAGUUGUGUUGCACAGAAGCCGACGAGUCAGUAUGACUCUUAGAACAGCCAUAGAUCUUUCGGGAGAACCCAUGCCAUGUGUCUCCUCUACACGAUUUCCGCCAGUGUGGGGAACAGUUGGUCAAUCCGCCACAGAUGCCCUGGUAACGCCGUCCAUGGAACGGGAACAUGUCCACGCCGUCUACGAUGCAAUCGCUACUCAGUGGCAUCACACCCGAGGAAAACGGGGAGUCCUGUGGCCGGGAGCUACUCAGUUCUUGAAAGAACUACCGGAAGGAUCGAUCGUCGCUGAUGUGGGUUGCGGCGAUGGCAAAUACUUCCCUGCCAUUUGGGAGGCAGGAUCCUAUGUGAUUGGUUCCGACAUUAGUUUGCCACUUUUGCAACAGGCUACUCAUGCACACCAGCAGGACGCUGCAUCGCAACCGGACAGCCGACGAGUCAGCGAGCAUCGGCAGCAUCUUCAAAAGAAGCCGGCAGUUUUAGUUGCUGACUGCAUGAAUGUUCCGCUUCGAUCCAAAUCUUGCGACGCAGCCAUAUGCAUUGCCGUCAUGCAUCAUUUGAGUACACGAGACCGAAGAAUACGAUGCAUUUCGGAGCUCGGCAGGAUUGUUAAAGUGGGCGGUCUGAUCAACAUCCAGGCUUGGGCAAUGGAGCAGCAGGAGAAGAGUAAACGCAAAUUUGCUGGCACUGACGUCUUCGUUCCCUUCAAUGCCCAGCCAAAAUAUCUGGAGGCAGCCAAGAACACCGCCAUUGCCACCGGCAUGCACCCAGACCCUGGCAAAAGCACUGCACAACUCUACUCAGAAGAGUACAACGCUGAUUAUGACGAACAGAAAGGCUUGGUUGUUUUCAAAAGGUAUUGUCACAUGUAUCGAACAGGGGAACUCGAAGAACUUGUACAGGAGGUGGACACGGUUGAGCUUUACGAGAGUGGCUAUGAAAGUGGCAACCACUUUGUGAUUCUUCGUGUUGUCACAUGA
Seminavis robusta is the source of this 2913-nucleotide messenger RNA. The record is from the annotation of a GenBank genome assembly. Lineage: Eukaryota; Bacillariophyta; Bacillariophyceae; Naviculales; Naviculaceae.